This is a messenger RNA of Volvox carteri f. nagariensis, 924 nucleotides long. RefSeq lists its product as uncharacterized. NCBI's taxonomy places the organism in Eukaryota, Viridiplantae, Chlorophyta, Chlorophyceae, Chlamydomonadales, Volvocaceae. Bases 1 to 924 code for a protein of 307 amino acids. The transcript has 3 exons. The record is from RefSeq and is a predicted model, not a curated record.
AUGCAUCAUGCAGUACCGCAAGAGCUACCGCAUGGAGGACUGGCUGCACUUCAUCGAGACAUCCUCCAGCUACAUCUUCAAGGGGGACGUGCUGCCCGAGGCCUGUGGUGGAGCCUGUGCAGCACGGUCACACACUACUUCCGGCCACGGCCCCCCGACAAGACCCGUGAGCAGUUCCUGGUGGCAGCCAAGGCGGCUGCAUGCAAGCUCAGAGCUUACGUGACCAGGCUGGAGGAGUUGGAGGUGCCGGGCUACAUGUUCACGGUCAACCUGCACAUCUGCAUAUGCCGGCUGUACGACCAGGAGUGCCAGCUUGGGUCCACGGCAGGGUUCUCCGACCUGCCGGUGGAAUGCAUGAUGCAGCAAAUGAAGACGCAAGGCGGAAGGAUGGUGUCACAGGCACCCGAGAAGCACUACAUGCAGUGGCUGUGCCUGAUAUGGGCCUCCGAGUCGCUCACCGAGGCAGACCCCGCGACCGGGGCCAAAUGCACGACCAACCAGCAGCUUGAGAGGAUGUUGGCAUGGCGCGCGGCACUCGACGAGGAGCAGUACUUCAGGGCUGAGUACGGGCGCCAGCAGCAGCGGACCUCCUGCUGGGCAUGCUACCAGGCAGAAGUCGGCAACGAGACUAGGACGUAUGUGGCCUACCUCAAGUACUUCGUCCACCUGCCCACGGAAGACGGUGCUCAGGAUGUCCACUUCACUGUCGCAGAUGUGUACUCAGGACAGGUGUUCAGCGGAGGGCUGGUGGUGGUCAACAUGGCGGCCGCCCAGACAGUGAGGGCAGGCAGCCAGUGGGAGAUGUGGCAGGACCUAGGGCUGCCGCUAAGCAAGCUGAAGGGCAAGUUCUGCACAGCCACCCUGGAGGGGGACCAAAAGGGGCUGAUGUACUUCAUGCCGUACACACACUUCACCAACCGCUGA